AUGCUAAGUAAAAACUACUUGAAUGUCAUAUUCAUCUAUUCCAUAUAUUGUUUUUAUUUAACUCAAUGUCAAAUAACUAAUGAGUAUAAUCAACUAUUAUCAAAUGAACUUGAUUAUAUUGAUGUUAAACAUGUUCCAACAAUAAUUCAUAAUGAUAAUGUUUAUUUACCAAUUAUUUAUAAAUGUUCAUCAUUAUCACGACGUCGUAUAUCAUUAUCUAUUCGUAUUGAACGAACAUUAUAUCGAUCUAAUUUUGCUGUUUUUCGUCGUCAUUGGUUUUGUCAAAACACAACACAAAUGAAGAUUCGUUAUAUACGUGUACGUUUACAUCGUUCACUUGCAUAUGCUUCCGAUAGUCAAUCUAAUUUUCAAUCAUUACCAAUUGAACAAGGACAACUGCAUCUAAUAAUGUAUAAUAAUGAACAAGAAAAUGAAAAUGAAAUUCUAAGAAAAGUUCUAUAUAAUAUAAGAUUUUUACCAGUAUAUAAAAGACCAAGUAUUCGUUCAUUUCGAUGGAAUCCUUUAAUAAACAAAACAAUCGAAAAUAUUUGUCCGAAAGAACCUGAAAUUGUACGAGUUAUAAAUUAUCCAUUAGUAAUGACGGGUAAUGCUUAUGGAAAAUAUUUUACUCUACCACAAUAUCAACAAUAUAGUUUACGAUUAGAACAACAGAUGCGAUUAAUACGACCGAAAUUUUCAAUUAUAUUUUGGUUAUAUAUUGAUGAAUAUUGCACAAGUGAAUACUUUAGAAAUUAUUGUGGUAUUUUACAACAUUUAACAUUUAAUAAUACACAUUUAACUCCAGAAAUAUUUCUUAGUCAAGAAGGACGUAUAAGAAUAAAUCUGUAUGGAUCUUUAUAUGCUCUAGAAGGAACGGGAGCAGAAACUAUUGCAUCAGUACCAAGACAUGAUUGGUGUCGAGUAGCUUUAAUUGUUGAUGAAUAUCAUUGGAAAAUCUAUAUAAAUUGUGUUCAAACUUGGGAUAAACCAAUUAUAGCUUCACAUACUUCUUCUAUAUAUUAUUAUUCUAAUGAUGAAUUGGGCACAUUUAUGGUUGGUGGUAGUGACAUAACACAUUCAUUUCGAGGAUUUAUUAGUCAAAUGGAUAUAUAUCGACGAAUCGCACUUACUUAUGAACAAUUACCAAAAAAACUCGAUAUGUCAUCAAUGCCAUUUUUACCAUCAAUAGUUCCACAAUCAAAUGAAUGUAAAUAUUAUAUUCAUUUAUUCAAACAAUGUUAUGAACAAUUUAUUCUAUUUAAUAAACGUAUUCAACAAAAAUUUACAUGUAAUGCUCGACCAUUUGUUUUCAAUCAAUCGAAUCAACAAUGUUUACUUAUUCGAACAUGGAAACAAAAAUUAUCAUCUGGUGAUAUUCGUUAUAGAAUUUUUCGAGCAUUACGACGACAAAUCAUGAAUUCAACAACUGAUGUAGCUAAUAAACUUUUCGAUUUAACAAUAAAAUUACUAGUAAAAAUUUGCUUAUAUUUUCAAUUAAACAUAUAUAUUAUAGGAAAAUGA
Messenger RNA from Adineta steineri, 1521 nucleotides. NCBI's taxonomy places the organism in Eukaryota, Metazoa, Rotifera, Eurotatoria, Adinetida, Adinetidae. The record is from the annotation of a GenBank genome assembly.